Messenger RNA from Trichomycterus rosablanca, 2574 nucleotides. RefSeq names its product stonustoxin subunit beta-like. The transcript has 9 exons. The record is from RefSeq and is a predicted model, not a curated record. The coding region runs from base 1 to 2574 and encodes 857 amino acids. Gene Ontology annotation, molecular function: protein binding; carbohydrate binding. Lineage: Eukaryota; Metazoa; Chordata; Actinopteri; Siluriformes; Trichomycteridae.
AUGGAACCCAAAGUCAUUGAGAUGGCAGCUCUUGGAAGGGCCCUGCAUCCUGGCAUGUUGUAUGACUGCCGCAGUGAUUCAUUUAUUCCAGGUGUUACUCUGUGGGAUAAAGCAUCAUUAGAUAAGGAUCUGGAUGUGCGUCGACAGCCCAAGUCUGAUUUGAAAUUCCUUUCCUCUGACACUCUUUAUGAUAAGGCCAGCCUCAUAGAUGUGAGCGCCUCACUUAAGGCCAGCUUCCUGGGUGGUUUGAUUGAAGUUGGUGGCUCAGCCAGAUAUAUGAAUGACAAAAAGACCUCAGCACGUCAGUCCCGGGUUACUAUGUACUAUGGUCAGACUACGAAAUUCGCACAACUUACCAUGACCCAGCUGGGCAAAAUAACCUACCCUGCAGUGUUUGAUGACAAGACGGCAACUCAUGUUGUCACAGCUGUACUAUAUGGAGCUCAAGCUUUCAUGGUAUUCGAUCAAACCGCUGCAUCAAAUGAAAGCGUACAGGAAAUUGAAGGCAAACUUAAUGUAAUGGUCAAAAAGAUUCCUGGAUUUUGCAUUGAGGGAAGUGGAACACUGAAGAUGACAGAGCAAGAAAAACAAAUGGCUACUAGUAUAAACUGCACUUUUUAUGGUGAUUAUCAGACUGAUACAAAUCCCACCACGUACAUGGAAGCACUGCAGCUGUACACAAAAUUACCCUCUAUUUUAAGGCAAAGAGAAAACGAUGCUGUACCAAUGAGAGUCUGGCUCUAUCCUCUUGCACGUUUGGACAAUAGAGCAGCUAGGCUGGAGAGAGAAAUUGGUGAGACACUGAUCUCUAAAUCAGAAGCUUUACUGGAGAAGAUUGGAGAGGCAGAUGUAAUGUGCAAUGACUUAAUUGCAAACACAACAGGUAAUGAUUUCCCAGAUGUGAAACAAAGGCUGAAGACAUUUCAGGAAUCACUUAGGCUUUACAAGGGAAUGUUUCUAAAAGCCCUCAGCAAAUUUGUUCCUAUGAUUCGGGGAGGAAAGGAGACAGAACAAGCACUGGCAAACCUCCUAUCCAUCAAUGACAAGUCACCGUUUACAGAAAGCACAGUCAGUACAUGGUUAGAGAACAGUCAGAGUGAACUGAAUCUGCUGUAUUUCUAUACCCAGCAACUAAGUGCCAUUGAAAUAAUGAAAUCUUCAGGCAAGUUGACCAAUGUUCUUAUUGAUCCUAAUGUUGACACUGUGCUAUGCUUUACUUUCACCUCUCUGAAGAAUGUAGAUCCAUAUCUGUCCACAGUAAAAGAUUACCUCAAGCCAGAUCAGUUUGAAAAACUGACUCCAGUUCCAAAGUCAAGUGCUGAUGACAUUCAGUUCUGGUUCAGCAAUUAUGACACUGCUGAAAGCAUGAAAGAAAAUCUUGUUCUUUUCAAAAGCUGUUUUGAGUUGAAUAAGAAUAAGAAGCAAAUCAAGUUUAUCAUUGCCUCAGUCUCAGACGCCUCUUAUCCUGGAACCUCUAUACGCUUAUACAAAAAAGGGAAACUGGUAGACAGCAAGUUUAAGCCUGUGUCCAAACCUCCUGCACUCCAAGUAGAGAUCCAAGGUGUAAAUGCGAUCCUUAAGCUUCAAAAGAGUCCAACUGGAUCAACAUUGCGUUACAGAGUGGAGUACAGAACAACACAAGAUACAGGAGCUGAUCCUGAAGGAUGGAAAGUCGUGGAAACUACAGAUGCUUCAGCAACAUACACUUUGACUGGACUGGAUAUUUCAAACCAAUACUGGGUCCGAUACAGAGCUGUUGAUGAUGUGGGAAUGAGUGAAGCAAGUGACACUCUUGCCUUCUCUCUCAGAGGGAAGCUCAAUGUUGUUCCAGUGGGCCAGUCAGCGGACUGGAUCGCUGGUUCUGUUUGUAGUGAACUAAGAAAGAAAUUAUUGACUAAGAUGAGCAUCUCUCGGUGGAGUCUUUCAACUAUUCAGGCAGAGGUUACAACCAUUGCAAGCAAUGUUAGCGGAACAUAUGCGACUGCAAUUCCUGGAGGUCUGAAACAAGGAAUGGCUUUGUACUUCCAAGGGGAUGUUCCUGUCAAUUCAAAAGACUUCUCAAUAAAUCAUAAACUUGGACAAAAUCCUAAUGAUGACAACGCUUUUCACCUAAACCCCCGCAUAACUGUUUCAAUGGUCCGUGACAGUUGCAGAAGAGGGUAUUGGGAGGGACCACAAGAAACACCAGGGUGUCCUAUAUUACCAGGAUCUGCAUUUGAUAUUUUUACUGUGGCUAAAACAGAAGGCUUUGAGCACCGCUUUCCAGUGGAGAGCAUUAAUAGCAUUGCCCUCUAUGGAAAUGUCAAUAUGAACACCAUUGGUCUUAUUUCGAACUGGAGCAAAUCUACUUUUGCUAAGGAACUCAGUCCUGGUGCCUCCCGCCAGAAAACUUCUAACAUCCAGUCUGACAUAAACUAUCCAGUUUGCAGCCCAGUAAUUGUGAAUGGUAUGCCUUUCUGGACGUUUAAACACCGUUUACCAGUGGAAAGCGCGGCUACACUUUUCACAAAUGAUGUCUUCAUGAACUACUUUGGCAUUGUUGAAGUGCUGCUUAGCAUACCUGCCCAAAUUUAA